Molecule: messenger RNA, 869 nt
Organism: Caretta caretta (loggerhead turtle)
Lineage: Eukaryota; Metazoa; Chordata; Testudines; Cheloniidae
Source: RefSeq, a predicted model, not a curated record
CCGCCCCCUCAGGCGGCCAGGGAUUGGCCGGAGCCGCUCGGGGAGGCGGGGCCUGGCCUGGAACCGGCCCCUGGCUCUCGGCAGCCGCGCGGAGCCGCCGCUGGGAGAGACGCGGAGCCGGAGCCGGAGCCGGAGCCAUGAACAUCCGGAACGCGCGGCCCGAGGACCUGACGAACAUGCAGCAUUGCAACCUGCUCUGCCUGCCCGAGAACUACCAGAUGAAAUAUUACUUCUACCACGGGCUGUCCUGGCCGCAGCUCUCCUACAUCGCCGAGGACGAGAAUGGCAAGAUCGUGGGCUAUGUGCUGGCCAAGAUGGAGGAGGACCCCGACGACCUGCCCCAUGGACACAUCACCUCCCUGGCUGUGAAACGCUCCCACCGACGCCUGGGGCUGGCGCAGAAGCUGAUGGACCAGGCGUCCCGUGCCAUGAUCGAGAAUUUCAAUGCCAAGUACGUCUCCCUGCACGUCCGCAAGAGUAACCGGGCAGCUCUUCACCUGUACUCCAACACCCUCAACUUCCAGAUCAGUGAGGUGGAACCCAAGUACUACGCUGACGGGGAAGACGCCUACGCCAUGAAACGGGACCUGACCCAGAUGGCAGAUGAGCUGAGGCGGCAGCUGGAGCUGAAGGAGCGGAGCCCCCAGCCAGGGCUGGAGCACAAGGCCAACCAUGGGGGCGACUGCUGCCCGGGGGUGGUGGGGGCACCGGGGGGGCCCCGAGGACAGCGGGGGGGACAGCAAGGACGUGAGCGAGGCCACAGAGAGCACCGAUGUGAAGGACAGUUCUGAGGCCUCCGACUCGGCCUGCUAGGGCCCCGCUGUGGGGCGCCCGGGCAGCCCGCCAAUAAAGGUCACUGCUGAGCUGUG